Tripterygium wilfordii is the source of this 1243-nucleotide messenger RNA. RefSeq lists its product as uncharacterized. NCBI's taxonomy places the organism in Eukaryota, Viridiplantae, Streptophyta, Magnoliopsida, Celastrales, Celastraceae. The transcript has 2 exons. The record is from RefSeq and is a predicted model, not a curated record. The coding region runs from base 161 to 865 and encodes 234 amino acids.
GGUUGCCCACAGGUCCAAUUAUUUGUUUGAAUAAACAUUAAUGGGUAAUAUUUUGUUGCUUAGAAAAUAGUAGUUCAUCCACAGAUGCCUAUUUUCUUAGUCAAUUAAUAUAUUGCCGUUUAUUGAUUAUUUAUUACCUUGAAUAUAUGUUGUAAUAUUUAUGUUUAUUGUGAGCAUGAUUAAUGUUGCAGCUGCUAACACUGUUCCCGUAGCCCUUCAUUCCCAAGCCGCCAACAUCUCUAGGUUUGAUGGAACUAAUUUUUCUGACUUGCAUGAGCAAGUACUAUUCAGCUUAGCAGUCUUAGACCUCGACAUGUGUCUUCUUGAGGAUGAACCUGCUGCUCUCACUGAUGAGAGUAGUGAGGAUGAGAAGGCCAUUCACAAAGCAUGGUCUAGGUCUAACAGACUUAGCCUUAUGUUCUUGCGAAUGACGAUUGCCGCAAACAUCAAAACCUCUUUACCUGAAACACAGAAAGCGAAGGAAUAUCUUAAUAAUGUCAGAGAUCGCUUCCGCACUGCUGACAAAUCUCCUGCUGGAAAACUUAUGGCUGAACUUACAACGAUGCGGUUUGAUGGUACUCGUACCAUGAAUGAACACAUAAUUGAGAUGACCAAUCUUGCUGCAAAUUUAAGGACUUUGGGCAUGAUAGUGGAUGACUCAUUUCUCGUCCAAUUUGUCCUUAAUUCCUUACCUCCUGAAUAUGGACCUUUUCAGAUCAAUUACAACACUAUUAAAGAUAAGUGGGAUGUAAAUGAAAUGAAAAGUAUGUUGGUCCAAGAGGAAGGGAGACUUAAACAGCAUAAUGGUCAUGUAGCGCAUCUUGACAUGAAAGGAGCUGGAAAGAAGAUUGGAAAAGAAAAAUGAGAAGUGUCAUUUAUGUAAGAAAACUGGACAUUUUCAGAAAGACUGCGCAAAACGCAGAGCAUGAUUCGAAAAGAAAGGUAAACCCUUGUCUUUAGUAUGUUUCGAAUCAAAUUUAAUUGAAGUUCCUUCUAACACUUGGUGGAUAGAUUCUGGAUCAUGUACACAUGUUUCAAAUACGAUGCAGGGAUACCUUUUGACCCGGAACACAAAGCCAAAUGAAGCCUUUCUUUAUAUGGGAAACAGACAGAAAGCCAAAGUUGAAGCCGUAGGAACCUUUCGUUUGAUCUUGAAUUCUGGAUUUUGUUUGGAUUUGUCUGAUACCUUUAAUGUCCCUUCUAUUUCCCGUAAUUUGAUUUCAUUGUCCAAACUUUCCCUUAA